UAGCAGGCUGACUGCACUGUCUGAAAGCCAUGAGUAUAGCCUUCAGGAUUAUCAUGACGCCACGGGUGUCAAAGCCAUGGUGAUCGAUGAUGGGGCAAAGAUUAGCAGUUUGGAUCAAACAUAGACUAGAUAGGCCGUAUUGCAAUGGAGUCAACAGUGCCUGCGCAGGGGCCAGGAGAUGAACAGGCCUCGGUCAGGAUUCCAGUUGGUAGGGCCACAGCCUGGGAAUUGGAUGCUGAGACAGCGGCCAACAUUGAAAGCGAUUUGGCCAUUCUCAGCGAUACAUUUGGACUCUGUGCUCGAGCACAGAUAGGUACGCGGGGCAUGGAGUCGAUCGUGCUGACUGGGCCGCCCAGGGCCAUUGCCAAAGCUCGCCCAGAAGUUGGGCGAAUCCUGAAUUUCUAUCGGCAAGGCAAACGGCCAGAUCAACCCGCAGAAGGCAUGGCUACAUCUGAUUCAGUCAGCGCAGAGACUCAUGCCGCUGCAGGUUCCACGGCGCUUCAGCUUCCUGCUCACGUGAAAGAUCUUCGACAGUUCCAAUAUCAUGAUCACACAGCUGACAUCAUUGUCCAUGCGUGGGGUUCGGCGAUGCCGGAAGCGUUCGCUCAGGUAUGUGUUGGAAUGUUCAACUACAUGACUCCCCUGGACAAAGUACAGUUUGUCCGCUCAGUUGAUGUUGAGGCAACGGGACAUGAUAUGCUGGAUCUACUGUAUCACUUGCUGGAUGAAUUCCUCUAUGUCUUCUCAACAGAGCUGCAUAUCAGCAGAUGUAUCGAGAUCCUUUCUUUUGAUGCGGACAAGCUAACUAUUCGCGCAAGAGGCUACGGCGAAAAGAUGGAUUUAGCAAAGCACGAGCAGGGCACAGAAAUCAAGGCAAUCACCAUGCACAUGAUGAAGAUCCUCGAUCCAGAGACCGUGCUGACGGAAGAUGGCAAAUCUGCCAGGCAGUUAUCUGAGACAGACACUGCGUCGGAGUUCCCCUACGAAGUCUAUGUGUUGCUGGACAUUUGACAGAUGCUGCUCACCGGUGCCAAACCUUGCCAAAGAUGCAAGAAUGCAAUUGAUAG
Molecule: messenger RNA, 1067 nt
Organism: Effrenium voratum
Lineage: Eukaryota; Dinophyceae; Suessiales; Symbiodiniaceae
Source: the annotation of a GenBank genome assembly